Messenger RNA from Oryzias melastigma (Indian medaka), 6104 nucleotides. RefSeq names its product MCF.2 cell line derived transforming sequence a (gene mcf2a). NCBI's taxonomy places the organism in Eukaryota, Metazoa, Chordata, Actinopteri, Beloniformes, Adrianichthyidae. Bases 358 to 3693 code for a protein of 1111 amino acids. Gene Ontology annotation, cellular component: cytoplasm. Gene Ontology annotation, biological process: intracellular signal transduction; dendrite development. Gene Ontology annotation, molecular function: protein binding; guanyl-nucleotide exchange factor activity. The transcript has 30 exons. The record is from RefSeq and is a predicted model, not a curated record.
CACAGCAGUGGCCAGAUGGAGCUCUGUUUUGAAGCGGCGGAAAGCUGCACUCAGUUUAUCAGACUCGGUCAGGGCAACAACGGGUCAACAACCCUCUGCGUUCUGCCUGUGAGAGCAGGUCCUCGGAGUAAGGGCUCUCUAUGCCGCUAAAGGUCAGGAGGAGCCUGCAGCCUCUUCAGGGAGGUGUCCUGUCUGCAUCUGGGACCUGCAGAUGCACAUGGGCUACAAUUUCACUGGUCAUACCAGCAGUAAGCGGGGCAGAAUGAGGAGCUACACCGCUCUGAGGAGGAUGUGAGGCCUUGCCUACUGUAUAGACCUCCCACUGCUGUCGGUGAUCGGGUAUUGGACACAGAGGGAAUGGGCCCAGCUUCACUGCAGGACCAGAGGGAACUGGCAAGAGACUCCAAGGUGGAGAUGGAGAGUUACCGCUGCCUUCUGCAGGCCAGCUCCCAGCUAGAGAGCACUCUACAGGAGGUGAGCGUCCCUGUGAGCUUGAAGGAGGUGGGAGGGUAUAUAGAGAGACAGGUGGCGUACUUAUCAGGGGGCCGUGGGGAAGACUCCAGCGUUAUCAUCACACUUCCAGAGUGUUCUGCAUUCAGUGACAUUCCAGAAGAAGCUUUAACCAAAGUCUUUACAUACCUCACUCUCAUCCCUCGAACGAGGCAACCUGGAGUCAAAUUUAUCAUCAUUUUAGAUCGAAGGCUGGAUACCUGGGCGUCCAUCAAGACUGCUCUUGCCAGAAUAGCAGCCUCUUUUCCUGGAAACCUUCACCUGGUCUUGGUGCUCCGACCCACCAGCUUUUUCCACCGCACCGUCACAGACAUCGGCUUUCGCUUCAGCCAAGAUGACUUCAUGCUAAAGAUGCCAGUGGUGAUGCUGAGCUCUGUCACAGACCUGCUGCGCUACAUUGAUGAGAACCAGCUGACGUCAGAGUUUGGAGGCACUUUGGACUACUGUCACAGCGACUGGAUCCUUUUAAGAACUGCGAUUGAGAGCUUCGCUGUUACAGUCAAAGACAUCGCACAGAUGCUGCAGAGCUUUGGCACUGAGCUGGCGGAGACGGAGUUGCCCGAUGAGGGGAAAAUCAUUGAGAACCUUCUUGAGACUCACACAGAGAAGUACAGAAAGCUCAAAGAGGCCAUCAGGUCGGUUUCAAAGGAGGGCCGCAAUCUUCUCUCCAGCUUGGAGACCACAGGGAAGCAAGAUGACGCUCAGUGGGACAUCAAGCUGGACUGGGAGACAGUAGAGAGGCUCCUCGCCCAGCUCAGGGACAUGGAGUCUGCCUUUGACGGCUUCUUUGAAAAGCAUCACCUGAAACUCCAUCAGUACCUUCAGCUGCUCAGAUAUGAACAAAGCUUUUUUGAGAUGGAUUUGUGUCUGGAGCACCUCAUGAAUCAGGAGAAGGAGUUUUCUACAAAGGUGAGCACUUUGGCCCAGACAGAGCAGGCUCUCAAACGGAUGGACAGUCUGGAAUCUAGUGCACAGGAGGUGAUGUCUAGAGCCCAGAUCAUCAUCCUCCACGGACACCAGCUGUCAGCAGGUCACCACUAUGCCAUGGCUCUCAUCAUGCAGCGCUGCAACGAGCUGCGUCACGGCUGCGACACGCUCUCCGCUGCUCUCCAGAGCAAACACUCUCUUCUCCUGCAAACACACCAGCUGCUGCUGUGUCUCGGACAGGUUCAAACAUGGUGUGAUGAAGGGGCCUACAUGCUGGCCAAUCAGCUCGUAGAUAAGUCCCAGACCAAGGAGGGAGCACAGGCAGCUUUACGAGACAUCGAGAGGUUUCUUGAAGAGGCGCCGCCUAAUUUAAGCUCUGGUCCUGACAUCCUGACCAUUGAGUAUGAGGCUGUCCUAACACCUCAGCUUCAGGCUCAGAUUAGCAGGACGUUUGAGAAGCAUGCUGCAGUGCAGCAGAUGAUUCAGAACCGGCAGGCUUGUCUGAGGAAGCUGGCAGAUAAACACGUGAGACCAAUCCAGCUGGUGGCUCCCAGAGCUGAAAACCCACCGCGUUCUAAAUCCCCACUCUUCUCGCCAAAGCAUGGUGACGGUUUGAAGUUCACGUUCGACAUUUCUCUUCCUGGAAAGAGAUCUUCUCGAAAGAGUCCCAACCCCAGAAAAAUAGAGGUCAUUCACGACUUCCAGGAGAGCCGCAGCUGCGUGGCGUACAGCCUGGAUGGAGACGACAGUCCAGACCUUUUGAAGCGUCAUGUCAUGAGGGAGCUGAUAGAGACUGAAAGGAUCUAUGUGGAGGAGCUGCUGGCAGUGCUGCUGGGUUACAGAGCUGAAAUGGACAACCCCACACUGUCAGGGCUCCUCCCUCCAAUACUGCACAGCAAGAGAGAUGUGCUCUUUGGAAACAUGCCAGAGAUCUACAAUUUUCACAGCAGGGUUUUCCUUCAGGACCUGGAAGGAUGCCUGGAGGCUCCUGAACGUGUGGGAGCGUGUUUUCUCCAACGGAAAGAAAGCUUCCAGAUGUAUGAAUGUUACUGUCAAAACAAACCUCGAUCUGAGUCACUCUGGAGACAGUUCUCAGACUGCAGCUUCUUCCAGGAGUGCCAAAAAAAGCUAGAGCACAAAUUGGGCCUGGACUCUUACCUGCUGAAACCCAUCCAACGCCUCACCAAAUACCAGCUGCUGAUCAAGGAGCUGCUCAAGUACAGUUCAGACUGCGAAGGCACCUCUGAGCUGCAGGGGGCGCUGACGGCCAUGCUGGACCUGCUCAAAUCAGUCAAUGACUCCAUGCAUCAGAUUUCCAUCACAGGAUACGAGGGGGACAUCUGUGAGCUGGGCCGGGUGCUGAUGCAGGGCUCUUUCAGCGUGUGGAUCAGCCAUAAGAGAGGUCCCACACGCAUGAAAGAGUUGGCUCGCUUCAAACCUAUGCAGAGACACCUCUUCUUGUAUGAGAGAGCUCUCCUGCUGUGCAAACGAAGGGAGGAGCAUGGAGACGGCGUCGACAAGACCCCUUCAUACAGCUUCAAGCACUGUCUGAAGAUGAGUGCUGUGGGGAUCACAGAGAACAUCAAGGGAGAUGUCAAGAAGUUUGAGAUCUGGUACAGCGGCAGGGAGGAGGUUUAUGUGGUUCAGGCUCCUUCAGUGGAGGUGAAGAUGGCCUGGCUCAAUGAGCUCCGCAGAAUCCUGACCCACCAGCAGAAGCUGCUCAGAGAUGAAGCAUAUCAACAUGGCCAAGUGGUUGAACACAUCUCGCUGUCUCCUCAUCUCAAUGAGAGCAGCAAGCAGCAGAGAAUAUCAGUGAGCUCAGAAGAGACUGAAUCCGGGAAGAGCAGUCCAGACCCACAACCACACACCCCCAAACACCAGCACAACCGCAGGAGCUGGCCCGGAGCUCACCACUCCGUAGACAUCUGCGAGGAUCUGGAGGAUUGGUCUGGAGGUCAGGACGUCUUUCGACUGACUGAGGACACCCCUUUGGUGCAACUGUCUCCAGGCAGAUACCGGGCCUUGGCUGAUUGUCCUCAAAACGGACCUGACAGCAUCAUCAUCCAAAGUGGAGACAUGAUCCAGCUACAAUGUGAGGACAGCAGGGGGCGCUGGCUUGUGAGGAAUUUGAGUCAGCAGCAGGAGGGCUUCAUAGUGGCUGCCGACCUGCAGCCGGUUAUUGGAGGCAGCAGCCGAGAUCCUUCCAUGCUUGGAGAACUAGGGCACCUUAAGGUGAGGAAGCUGAGUUCCCCAUAGAGAUGAAGUCAUGGAACCUGUGUGUGGAUGAUGAACAGUCUGAAGGACUAGACUGACUCAUGGCUGAAGGAGCACACCCCCACACACCUCUGGGUCUCCUCAGCCCUCGGCUCUUCCCGUGUUCUGCUGGUGAAGGAGCGUGGCGUGUCGGACAAUUAGACUGAACGACUGGCAGUCUCUCACUCUGAAGCUCCGCUGGGCCAACUCACUAACUGUUGCGGUGAAAACCCAGGAUUUGCCUGAAACAUUUCUUAAGAAGAGACUGUUGUACAUAUGGUGUCAUUUUUACACUGAAUGAAUCACAUUUCAGUUCUUUGUAUUUAUUGAUUCUUUUGCAUUAUCCAUUUUUUCCUGUACAGGUUGAGAGUUGAAAUGCCAAAAUGUGCCAUGCCAUAAUGCCUUUUUAUCCCUGCUCUUUUAGGGUCUCUUGUAUGUCGAUAAAAUCAAAUGUUUGCUUUCAAUUGACCAGGAGGACAUUCAGGAGGCUCAUUGUUAGCUAGAAAUCCACAGGCUGUCUGAAUGUGUUCUCUGCAAUCUCUGCCGUGUUGGAGUGAGGAAACGCGCCGGAGGCAGCUGACAUGGAACCGGCGGUGAUGUAAGACACAUAGGAACAUGACAGAGAUUGAAGAGCUUCUCCGAGUGUGCCGGGGACAAACGAAGGUUGCUUCAUGUUCCAUGAGGACGGUCUCAGAGCUUUCUGUCAGCACAGACUGGAAGAAGCGCGAGGAGGAAGCUGCGUUUCCUCCGUCACCACCCAAACACGUCAGCUCCUCCUCAAGAUUAGGAUCUUCAUUAAAAAAGGAUCAUACAACCAACAUGAAAAAUACAGAACACUUUGUUAAAUAUUGAUCGUAGACUUAUAUGAUUUACCAGAUCAAAUCGAGGCCCCUGUAGGAGGGCCUCCUUUGAUUUCUGCUCUUUGAUGUGGAAAUGAGUCCAGAAAGCAGCAGGGGCCGCUGUGCACCACUUUAACUGCUCAAUUAUUUACUUAGCUCCCCUGUUGUUUCUUCAUUUCAUGGGACUUCUUCAAUAUUUACAUCUCCACAUAUUUACAAACUCACUGUCAUAAUGUUUUCUUUUCGGCUCACGUCCUCUCCGUCAAAUGUUGUCAAGUCAAUCCAAAAUGCUGCAGAUUUUGCACAGACUUUUCCCAGUGGUGGAAAUCGAACAAACCAUAUAAAUAUGAAACUUCGGCGAUCUUUCUGAGCCAAGUAGCUUGAGCUUGCUGCUAAACUUUUCCUCAUCAGGAAAUGCAUGCCGGCUGAAUUAUGAGCUGGUUCUUGUAAGACGGUUGCCUGCUCUGCUCCGUUUCUAAAGCUUUAAGAUGCAUCUGACAAAAGCAAUUUUUUUUUUGUUCUUCUUUUAUUGUGCAGCUCCAAAAGUUAAACAUAUUAGGCUACAAUCUGAGGCUGUUUUUAGUGUCGAGCCCAUUUUCUUUGUCUUAGAGGAAAGUAAGUUUUAGACUAUAAACUAUGCAAGAAAUCUUUGGGUUCUCAACAUUACCCCAAUUACAAAUAAAAAAAUUGCUUUCCUGGAGUUUGAAGUGACUGGUCUUGCAGUGAAUGUAUUUUAUUAGUCAGGGCUGUUAUCUGUUUUACAUGAGCACCAAUGGGAAAAUAUUAGAAAAGAAAUGCUUUUUUGAAUGAAAGUUCUAAUUAAAGUUUAAAAUCAUGUUAUUCUAAAUCUGUGGAAGAUUAAAUUUUACGUGAAGUUCUUUUCAAUUGGACUUCUGAUCUAUUUUAUUAGAUUGCUGAGCUUCUGCUAGAACGGCAUAACUGCAUGUAUAAUUACUAUAAAUAUGAGAAAUAUUCAGUUUUUUAACUAAAACAUGAUCGUUUAUAAAUAUUUGAUUAUUGUCUUCCACAUAAAAUGCCGGCCUUUGUUUGAUUCAAUUGUAUAUUCUUAUGAAGCCCUUUUCUUUCUUGAAGGCCCAAUGUGCUUUACAGUCACAAUCCCAUUCACACACCAACUUGUAGCCACCAGGGACAAUGUAGGAUUCACUGCCUUGGCCAAGUGAGACAUAAGCAAGUAAUACAGGACCUGAACCUGGACCUAAGAAGAGGUCAACCACACUAUCUGCAUCACAGCCUCCCCAGUCUCCCAGUUGAGUGGUGCUGGUGAGCUGGAACUUGAACCUCGUGCAGCAUUCUCCAACACAGGAAGUGCUUGCAGGACUCUCUCUCAACAAAAUAAAAGUAAAUGGCUCAAUGCAGAAAGGUCGCUCUGUUGUUGAGAAGUUAGUUUUCUUUGAGGUGGAGCAUGGUGAUGUCAUGGCUGCAGAAAUUCAGUGUGGGUGCAAGACCUAAUUAUCCUUCUAUGUGCUCUCCUUAAAACUACUUUCAUGCUCACCUGAAAGCCCUGAAUGUGAUAUAAAAAAAUGCAAACAAUAAAUUGUUCCCUCAAAUGGAUAA